This is a messenger RNA of Bipolaris sorokiniana ND90Pr, 3771 nucleotides long. RefSeq lists its product as uncharacterized. Gene Ontology annotation, molecular function: ATP binding; RNA polymerase II CTD heptapeptide repeat kinase activity; cyclin binding. The coding region runs from base 143 to 3694 and encodes 1183 amino acids. The record is from RefSeq and is a predicted model, not a curated record. Gene Ontology annotation, cellular component: cyclin/CDK positive transcription elongation factor complex; nucleus. The transcript has 3 exons. Lineage: Eukaryota; Fungi; Ascomycota; Dothideomycetes; Pleosporales; Pleosporaceae. Gene Ontology annotation, biological process: transcription elongation by RNA polymerase II; protein phosphorylation; positive regulation of transcription elongation by RNA polymerase II.
CUUUUUCUUUUCUCUCUCACUAUCUGAUCAUCGGCUGGGGGGUUCGGAGAUAGAGUUCCCUCCUGCUCGGCUAGGCUGUCGCUCUGACCCGCGAAUCUUUUGAUGCUGCAGCCUUGCGACUUCUAAUGAUCCUCUUGCCUCUAUGGCUGCCCUGCGACGGGCUCAGGAUAUAGACGAGCGGAGAACUGAGGCAUCGCCUGACCGAGGUAGGGAACGUCUCAAAGACCGUCACCGUGACCGUAGCUACGACCCUCGGACAUCGUCACCAGCACCACAGGCGGGCAGACAUCAUUCCAGGCAUCGCGCCCACGACCACGACGCCCGCUCAUCAGGCAAACACGGGCGAGGCCAUUCGCGCGAUAAAAGCCUCGGCAGGGACCGCACGCGUCGGCGAAGUCGGAGCGCCUCCAAGGAGGAUCGCUAUCGAGGCUCAGAGAGGGAAGCCAGUGCAGACAGGGUUGCCCACCCCCAUCGUCGACACCACCACCACCAUCACCAUCACCAUCACCGCCACGACACGACGCCAUCCUCGAAACACUACCACAGUCGCUCCCCAUCCCCUAGGCCAUCAUCCAAACGCGUAAAACGCCCGCGGAGUCGCAGCACAGUGCGCUCCAGGUCGCCAACACGACGUGCAGAUUCCUCAGGCCGGCCGUCGACAAGAGCAUACUCGCCUCGCCCUCAUACCUCUGACCGUGAUCGGCUGCCUCGACGAAACACUCCCGACAGGCACCUCCCGCCCGCUUCACACAGGCGUCAGUCGCCAUCCGUGGAUACCUACUACAGACCAGCAACACAACGUGCACGGAAGAGAUCGGUUUCGCCCGAUAGAAGGUCCAGGCGUGAAUUUUCGCCGAGGGCAUUGUUCCCGAGGCGGACUCACAGGAGGGCCACACCGCCCUUGGAUCAUUCUCGUGAAAGGCCCUACAAACCCAGUUCUAUUCGUGGUCGAACAAGAAGUCGCAGCCGAGCACCGAGACGCGUCAGGUCUCGCUCGCCUCCUCACAGACGGUCCCCAACACCUGCUCGCAAAAGUUCGCCCCCCAGCUCCAAACGAGCUAGGACUCCAUCACGCAGAAGCCGAUCACCUCCCAUACCCAUACGACGUCGUCAAUCUCGCUCACCCUCUCGAGGGUCCAAGUCGAGACACCCUACUAAGCACAUUUCACGCAGAAGCUCACCGGUAUCUGGAUCUGGCUACAAUUCGGAUACGUCCAAGGGUCGUAGAGACGACGACAAGAUGAGAGGAGCCUACCAUUACCAAGGCCGUGGCGGUUUUCAGCAAUCUCCGCCUUAUCCUUCCCAUAAUCAAUACUCUCCUCAAAAUCAGUCACCCUACCACAGUGGCAGAGGGGGUUGGAGCAACCAGCCCUAUCCAAAUCACGGUUCUCCUCCACAUGGCUACACUUCAGGCCAAUCUCCAUAUCAUCAAAGUCAGUCCCCUGGCUACUACCAAAACCAGUCGUAUCCUCAAUCUGGUUUUCAACCCAGUUCACAUCGGGGUGGACACGGUGGCUUUCGCGGUAACAGCUUUCACGGUUCCGAUCGGCGAAUAUCAGGCCCUGCCGGAGGUGCUCCCUUUAGUGGGCCUGGUGGCCGGGGUCGAGGCGCUGCGCCUACCCAAUUUUCGAAUCUCUCAUGGACACCCGCGUCUGGAACACGAGGCGGCCGUCCCGCCACCGAGGCGCCACGCCCACAACCUGUUCCCACCUCACAGACGGUAGUUGAUUCCACAUCUGUCGACGCUGAUGACAAUCCUUUCCGCCCUUCGAAAGAUCUAAGGGUAGAGGAUGAGGGCUCAAAAGAAGAGCAAAAAUCUGCUCCUCCGGCCAAGUCUUCUGCUGCGCUCCCAACAGCAACGAAGUCGGGAUUCGGGUUCUCACUCAAGACAAAGAACCCGGUGCCCCCAGCAAGCAAAGCAAAAUUGGGGCUGGAGGAGCCUGAGAAAGCCGAGCAAGCGUCGAAAGAGUCACUACUCGAUCCAAAAGCAAAAGUUGAAGCAGCACGCGACGUUGCCCCCCCGUAUGCUGAGUCAAGAAGUGAUCGAGACAGAGAUCCAAGAGAGAGGGAUUACGAUCAUAGCCGGGAGCGAGACCUCAGGGAGCGAGACCUCAGGGAGCGAGACAUCAGGGAGCGAGACAUCAGGGAACGAGACCGUCGCUACGAUAACUAUUACGACCGCAAACCAAUCUAUCGAGAUCCUCGCGAACGAGAUCCUCGAGACAUCAGAGAUUCCCGUGAUCCCUAUUAUCGUGGUAGGGAAAGGGAUUUCCGAGACCCGCGCGACCGAGACUUCAGGGACCCUCGGGAUGUUCGAGACGGGCGUGAUAUUCGGGAAAGGGAUUCGCGGGACUUGCGAGACCCAAGGGAUAUACGAGACCCAAGGGAUGUACGAGACAUAAGGGACCGCCGGGAGCCGUACUUUCCACGAAGGCAUGAUGACAGGCGGCCAGACACACGCCCUAUUGCUCGACCAGAACGAAGGACGCCGCCCCCUCAAAUACCAAAAACCAAGACAAUUACAAAGAAGCGAGAAAAGCCACGACCUACACUAGCCCCAGAGCAUGCAACCUCGGAAUCGGUGUACUACAGGAAACCUGGCAAUGAGUCAGUGGUCGGAUCAGGCACGUAUGGAAAGGUCUUCAAAGGAGUGCAUGUCUACACAAAGGAUAUGGUUGCACUAAAGAAGAUUCGUAUGGAAGGCGAACGCGAUGGCUUUCCAGUCACCGCCAUUCGCGAGGUUAAACUGUUGCAGUCUCUCAACCAUCCCAACAUUGUCAACCUCCGUGAGGUAAUGGUAGAGAAGAAUGACUGCUACAUGGUUUUCGAAUACCUUUCCCACGAUUUGACCGGUCUUUUAAACCAUCCCACAUUUAAACUUGAAACAUCGCACAAGAAAGACCUUGCAAAGCAACUGUUCGAAGGUCUUGAUUAUCUCCAUCGACGUGGGGUUUUGCAUCGCGACAUUAAGGCGGCCAACAUUCUCGUGUCUAAUACCGGACAACUAAAACUAGCUGAUUUUGGUCUCGCCCGUUUCUACUCGAAGAGUGGCAAGCUGGAUUACACCAACCGCGUCAUCACCAUCUGGUACCGAUCCCCGGAAUUGUUACUUGGAGAAACGCAAUAUGGCCCAGCAGUCGAUAUCUGGUCAGCAGCAUGCGUACUUGUGGAGAUAUUCACGCGACACGCCAUUUUCCCGGGUGAUGGCGGAGAAAUCAAUCAGCUUGAAAAGAUCUACAACGUCCUUGGUACGCCAACAGUACAGGAUUGGCCUGGCAUCGUGGACAUGCAGUGGUUUGAGCUUCUGCGACCAACCGAACGCAAGAAGUCUACGUUUGCAGAAAAGUACAAGGAUCGUGUCAGUCCUAUGGCUUUCGAGCUGCUUCAGGCAAUGUUCCUGUUUGACCCAAAUGCACGGCCGGCGGCGGCCGACGUGCUGGAGCAUCCCUUUUUCACCAGCGAAGCCCCUGCGCCAAAACGAGCCGAGGCGUUGAAAGAACUUGAAGGGGAUUGGCAUGAAUUCGAAAGCAAAGCACUUCGGAAAGAAAAGGAGAAGCAGGAAAAGGAGGCCCGGCGGGCUGCUCGCGAGGAAAAAGACAAUGCAAGAAAGGAUGAGGGCAAGCGACGAGCGGAUGCAGCUGUGGGUGAAGAGAGAGACGCUAAGCGUGCGAAAAGUGGAGAUGUCACAGCAUAGUAUGCCAGGUAUUCAUGUUUUUGAGGGCACUGCUGAUACCAUGGACGACGGUGAUAAUGUUUGUACUAUUGAUUAGA